Molecule: messenger RNA, 4049 nt
Organism: Gorilla gorilla gorilla (western lowland gorilla)
Lineage: Eukaryota; Metazoa; Chordata; Mammalia; Primates; Hominidae
Gene: SLC25A10
Product: solute carrier family 25 member 10
Exons: 11
Coding region: 2250-3113 (287 amino acids)
Biological process (GO): transmembrane transport
Source: RefSeq, a predicted model, not a curated record
GCCCAGCCUUUUUUGUUCUUUGUAAAGCUCUUCAGUUCCCGCUCCUUACCCGCUGGGCCCUGCUCUUUCUGCUUUGGAGCAGUUCCUCCUUCAGCAGGGAGCCAGUGUUCUGUGGGUUGGGGGGUCUCUGCCAGCAGCCAGUUUCAGCCCUGUCUUGCAGGUGGCCUUGGGAGGGACAGGUUGCAGCCCAGGCCCGCCCCUCUCCUUCCUGGAGUGUCUCACAGACUCAGGGGACACUGGCCCUCCAGGCCCUGCUUCCCCCAAGGUUUCCAUCCAUCGCCUCUGAUUCUUGGUAAUUGGGAGCCGAUGGAUGCAACUCAUCUUGGUUUACACUGAGUGAGACAGGCGCUGUGGGCACAGCCAAGUCUGCGGGACUCAGUCAGGUGUGAGCCUGGAUGGCCCCGGACAAGGAAGCCCGUCCUCUUGCUGGGAAAUUUCCGUUAAGAUUGGGCCACUUCCCCUGCUUCCUAACGGUUGAGUCUGUUUGCUCUGGGCCUUUUAAGCCCAGCGUGAUCCCUCUGAGUCCCUGCGGUGCAUUUGCGCCAUCUCCACGCUUCCUGUCGAGCCCCAGCCCAGGCUUGGUGCGGGCAGUGCUGCACCGCACUCUCCUGGUUGCCUCCUGAGCACUUCCACCCGCUUCCCCACCAGGCGUGGCUGUGUUUUCACCCCCAGUGUCCAUCUGGCACCCUUCUCGAUUGCCAGGUAGUUACGGUCUGUGUGGGCAACACCUGAGGGACCCAACCAAACCAAGGUCCAGGAUACACUUCCGGGCAGGGGUACCGCCUCUGGUUAGCUGCUCACUCCCCAGCCCAAAUCUUCCGCUGAUGACUUCUGGGGUCAGAGGCCACCUAAGGGUCUAGAAAACAGUCUCCUCCAGUUGGCCGAUUUAGACAAAUAGCCUGCCUGCCUACGUUGGGGUUACGGCCCAAUAAACCCACAGCCAAGCUGAAAAUCCUAAGUGUGCGUCUUGCGCUUCUGACACAGCCAGGGCAUCGCUGGAUGCACAGAGGCAGGGCUGGACACAUUCUGGUGCUUGAGGGGUUCCAGGGACCACGAGUUGUUUUUCCGGUGCCCCUCACCCUUCGCCCUGGAGGGUGGGGGAGGCCGGACAGCAAUGACCAAGCUGGAGCUGCAGGUUCUUCAUCCCUGUGGCCCAGCCCUAAAGCAGCCUUGGGGACUUAAAUUUCAUUUUGCCCAGCAGGUGCACCUGGGCCAGGAACACACCAGCGCCUCCUUGUUCUUCGCAGGGAAGUGGAAUCCAAGCAGGGGCCCAGAUGCAGGCAGGCAUCUCCUGGGAACAAGAGCCCCAGAAUCCACCCCACUUCCAGGGUGGUUGCCUGGGGCGUCUGGUCAGAGCCAGACCAGAACUGAGCAGGAGCUUCCAGGCAUCUGUGUGUGGGAAGGGAGAGGCAAGUCCUUCCUAACCGCCUUUUUUCCCAGUUUUCAUUCAAUCUGGCCCCACGCAGGUUCUUUUUUUCUUUUCUUUUUCUUUUUUUUUUUUUUGAGAUGGAGUCUCGCUCUGUCGCCCAGGCUGGAGUGCAGUGGCGCGAUCUCAGCUCACUGCAACCUCUGCCUCCCGGAUUCAAGCGAUUCUACUGCCUCAGCUUCCUGAGUAACUGGGAUUACAGGCGUGAGCCACCGCGCCCGGCUCCCGAAGCCGGUUUUCUGUUCUCUUGCAGCUGGGCCGGGGCUGAGCCCUCGUGGGGGCAGGGGUUGCAGACCUGUGGACGCAGGGCCCACGCCGCACACACGUGGCCCCCGCCAGGUGACUCACGAGCCAGCGGCUGCGCGGCGGGGUGGCCACCGGGUGCAGGUUCAGGGCCAGGGGCCGGGCCUCCUGGGGAUUGGCAGGGCGCCCGCCGCGGUCCCGUGUGCCUGGGGCCGGUCCCCGGGCGGUGGCCUUCGGCCCAGCGCUCCGACCUGGGGAAGGGAGGACGCUAGGGGCCCGGGGGAGUGGAGGCGGCCACGCAGCAGCCCCGAAGCACCCGCGCGUCCGCAGGCCGGGCCCACCGCGCUCGGCGCCCCUCGCGGCCGCUUUAAGGCGCCGGGCCCGCCUCAAUCGCAGGGGGCGUGGCCUAGCGGUCCCGCCCCCGGGGCGCGCGCGCGCAUUGGCUGUGCGGGGUGCGGGCGCGCGGGCGGCGCUUUGAACCGGGCGCGGGGCGCGGGGCGCGGGGCGUUGCGGGCCGGUACACGCCGGGGUAGGGCCGGGGUCGGGUUGUGGUCGGGCCGGGAUUGGGCUCUCCUGGGCCAUGGCAGCCGAGGCGCGCGUGUCGCGCUGGUACUUCGGGGGGCUGGCCUCCUGCGGGGCCGCCUGCUGCACGCACCCGCUGGACCUGCUCAAGGUGCAUCUGCAGACGCAGCAGGAGGUGAAGCUGCGCAUGACGGGCAUGGCGCUGCGGGUGGUGCGUACCGACGGCAUCCUGGCACUCUACAGCGGCCUGAGUGCCUCGCUGUGCAGACAGAUGACCUACUCCCUGACUCGGUUCGCCAUCUACGAGACUGUGCGGGACCGUGUGGCCAAGGGCAGCCAGGGGCCUCUCCCCUUCCACCAGAAGGUGUUGCUGGGCUCCGUCAGCGGUUUAGCUGGAGGCUUCGUGGGGACGCCCGCAGACUUGGUCAACGUCAGGAUGCAGAACGAUGUGAAGCUGCCCCAGGGUCAGCGGCGCAACUACGCCCAUGCGCUGGAUGGCCUGUACCGCGUAGCUCGUGAAGAGGGUCUCAGGAGACUGUUCUCGGGUGCGACCAUGGCAUCCAGCCGAGGGGCCUUAGUCACUGUGGGCCAGCUGUCCUGCUACGACCAGGCCAAGCAGCUGGUCCUUAGCACCGGGUACCUCUCUGACAACAUCUUCACUCACUUUCUCGCCAGCUUUAUUGCAGGUGGAUGUGCCACGUUCCUGUGUCAGCCCCUGGAUGUGCUGAAGACUCGCCUGAUGAACUCCAAGGGGGAGUAUCAGGGCGUUUUCCACUGCGCCGUGGAGACAGCGAAGCUCGGGCCUCUGGCCUUUUACAAGGGCCUCGUCCCAGCUGGCAUCCGCCUCAUCCCCCACACCGUGCUCACUUUUGUGUUUCUGGAACAGCUACGCAAAAACUUUGGCAUCAAAGUGCCAUCCUGACCAGCCGUGGGAAUGGCUGGGCUGCCAGGCCAGCCACGCUAGGUUCUUCCAAAGAGUCCCAAGCCCAGCACCUGCUCCUGGGGCCGCGACCUCCCCGGCCGCGGCCACCCGUCCUCUGCAGCAGGCCCCUGCUGUCCCCCCACCUGCUGGCUGAGCUCCUCCUGGCCUCGUCCCCUCUCAGCUGUAGCUGCACCACUCCCUGCUCUGUCUCCCAGGCUCUCCCGGCUGGGCACUGCGUGGCCUUGCCCCUCUCCCGCUGGCAGCUCCUCGGGGGAACAGGGGCUGCCAGAGGCUGAUUUCUCCCCUCUCCUGGGCCAGGGGAGGGGUAUUAUCCCUGCCUCCUGCCCCCGAUGCCCAAAGCAGCAUCUUCCAGCACUUUCCAUCGAGGACUUGGGUGGCAGAGUGUGGGUGCAGCCUGGCUGUUGCUCACCCAAGUGCUAGCUCUGCACUUUGUGUCCGCUGAGAGCGACCAGACCUUCCGUGUCCUCGAGCAGCUGCAGCUCCCCUUGAGACCCCGCAGCUGGGUGGGAUGAACAAACAAUGCAGACCACAAGCGAGUGCCUGGGAGGGAGUGGCCCAGAGUGGUUCUGGAGCCAUUGUGGGUGAGAGUUGAGGGCCACCGAGGUCCCGCUCACUGCUGCCUGCCCUGCAGUGGCUUUAACAGUUAGUUUUGCCAAAGCCUCUCCGCUCACCAGCAGGCGGUCUCUGUCUUCAGGGAUUGUGCCUGCGUCCCUCGGGCCCCUGGGCCCUCCCGCUUGGCUCCCUGGGGGAAUGGCCCAGGCGGGCCGCAGUUCCUCCUAAGGGCCUUCUCCCCGACAAGGAGUCCGACAGGGCGGAUGCUGCGUCCUCUGCCUCCCUGGUCGCUGGGCUUCACCCCACCUGGGAAGGGCAGUGUGCUCUGUGGGGGCUGCAAUCAAUAAAUGCCGGGAGCUGCCA